Molecule: messenger RNA, 819 nt
Organism: Closterium sp. Yama58-4
Lineage: Eukaryota; Viridiplantae; Streptophyta; Zygnematophyceae; Desmidiales; Closteriaceae
Source: the annotation of a GenBank genome assembly
AUGGCGCGUCUGCUUACUGCUCUCUUUCUCCUGCUUGCCGUCACCGUCACUCUCGCAUCACUCGCUUCCACGGCUGCUGCUCGAUCUGCUCGGCUUCUUGGCGGCGGAAUGACUGCCGAUGGUGUCUCGGGAGCGGCAGACACCAUCGGCGGCGUCAUCACGGCGGAGAGCGCGCCGAGCGGUGCUCGGCCGAGGGACGACGCGCAGAGCCGCCGCAAACUCGGGAUAAUAAGUGAUCUUAUCAAGAGAUAUAAUGACUAUAAAAACAGCCGGCCCUCGGAAGGAUUGCGGGCUGUCAAACUGAGUCGCCAACAGCAGCGCCUCGCAACACCGGCGGGUCUGCUGUCAAGACUGGGAGCGUGUAGUAGUGGCGGGGGAAAGACAAGGAGGCAUCUGGUUGCUGUGUUCAUGAUGUGGGUGUGUGCUCUAUCGACAAUAGUAGACAUCAUGGCGCGCCUGCUUACUGCUCUCGCUCUCCUGCUUGCCUUCACCUUCACUCUCGCAUUAUUCGCUUCUACUGCUACUGCUCAAUCUGUUCGGCUUCGUGGCAACGGGAUGACUGCCCACGGUGCGUCGGGAGCGGUAGGCACCACCGGCGACUUUAUGGCAGAGAGCGCGCCGAGUGUUUCUCAGCCCAGCGCGGGGGGCGAGCAGAGCCGUCGCAAGCUUCAGCCGGGCAAUACUACCCCUCGGCAAUUUCCUAAAGGCCUGAACCUGUUUGCGAAGGAUGGAGAUUUCCGCGUGCGAGGAGAAGCGUCAGCGACAGAUCAAGGAGUGCGAACAGUGAACUAUCCUAUUCCAGAAGGCCUCAACAACUAG